Messenger RNA from Myotis lucifugus (little brown bat), 561 nucleotides. RefSeq names its product RIB43A domain with coiled-coils 2 (gene RIBC2). NCBI's taxonomy places the organism in Eukaryota, Metazoa, Chordata, Mammalia, Chiroptera, Vespertilionidae. The record is from RefSeq and is a predicted model, not a curated record. The coding region runs from base 1 to 561 and encodes 186 amino acids. The transcript has 5 exons.
AUGGAUAUAGUGCAGCCCAACGACCUGGAACAGUCCUUUUGCGUGGCCAGGAGGAGACAUGCGGAGCUGUGCAGGCAGAACCAGAUCUUCAACGCCAGGAACAGGAUCCUGGGGGGAGAUACAAAAACCUGGGAUAUUCAGGUGUGUGACCGGAAGAUAAAAGAAGCAACUGAGAAAGCCAGGCAUGAAACGUUUGAGGACCUGUACACGGAGACCAGGCUGCAGUUUGACCAGAGGGCCCAGGACUUAGAGCAUCGGGAACGCGCCACCAGGAGGGCGGUCUCCGCAGCUGUGAAGCAAUUCAACAAGACCCAGAGGCUCCAGGAGGAACAGCGCCAGCGAGACGCGGACUGGGACCGGCAGAGGGUCGAGAAAGCCCGCGCCGAGGUGCUGUGCGAGCGGCAGCAGCGGCGGCAGCAGCGUGACCUGCGCAGAGCCCUGGACAGCAGCAACCGCAUCCUGGCCGCGGAGCAGCUCCGGCAGAGAAACGACAUGAAGGAAGUCUGUACCAACCAAGCCACGGACGACUUCUUCACGCAGUUCAACACCAGGAGUCGAUGA